Messenger RNA from Perkinsus marinus ATCC 50983, 150 nucleotides. RefSeq lists its product as hypothetical. The annotation marks the transcript as partial. The record is from RefSeq and is a predicted model, not a curated record. Lineage: Eukaryota; Perkinsozoa; Perkinsida; Perkinsidae. The transcript has a single exon.
AAAGUUGUCGUCGAUGUUGUGGCCUUUCUGGAGAAGGAGUGCUCAUCGAGGGGACUUCAUGUGGCUGCAGCAGCUAUGACUGGCGAUUGGAACAUUGAUGGCACUGGCAGAGAUCAUGGGGCGCGCGCUAAAGUAGUAGAACAAAUGUAA